Amoebophrya sp. A25 is the source of this 2568-nucleotide messenger RNA. The record is from the annotation of a GenBank genome assembly. NCBI's taxonomy places the organism in Eukaryota, Dinophyceae, Syndiniales, Amoebophryaceae.
AGGAGUUCACCCCAAGAUUUUCAUUUUCCCGUUUCUUGGAAGAAGGCAACAUGAUCAUCGUUUUUACAGGACCUCUGACUGUUGUUGUAUUUUUCCAUUCAUCUUCAGAAUCGAGAUGGUAAUAAAAAAGUAUGAAUGACACAUCAACGUGUAUGCAUAUGCUUGUUCAAUCACGAUCACUCACACUCUCCAUCACAACAAAAAUAAUACAACUAGUCGUGCUGAAAGUCGUCACACGACCAGGUUUCUUCUUCACUGUGGAGCACCAGUUGAAUUGAAGCACCAGUGACGAGCAGUCGCCGUGUGCUGGGAAUGGAUGCAUUUGGAUUUGCAUCCCGCCAAUCUCAACAGUGCUGUUCGUCCUCACAGAAGCCAUCUACUGGAACCAGAAAGCAGGAAGAAAAACGCCUAGCGACCAUGUCGUGGCACCCGAGUGUAGAAGGUGGAGCUGUUGACCUCCACCAAGGUCGCCGUGACCUGCAGAUGGAGGUGCACUCAACUUGUGCUCUACUUGGGAACUACCAGCAGCAACUACAAGUUCCUUCGGAUACAACGAUGGCGUCGUCGUCUCCUUGCUUUCAGGAUCGGCCUGCUCAGGCUCUUGGAAUGCAGGUUGAGUACCUUCAGCAGCAAGAACACGACCACGCUCAAAGUCGUGUAGAUGAACUACAACAGGGAAGAACUACGGGCGGAAAAAUAGGAAUACAUCAACUGGUAAGAAUAAGUGGACAUCAGGCGCAACACCAUGAUUUUCACGGAGUACAACAAGAACAACUUUUACCUAGUACUAGAGGAUUAUAUACAGAUUUUUGUCCUCAGGCUCCGUCAGCACUAGGACCACAGGAGAGCGAUCAAGAUCAACUACACCUCCUACGGGAAGCUGCACCGCCACGACUAGUAAGACAAGAUCAUGAUAUUGCGCUGAAGAAACCUCACCAGCUGCACAUGGAGCCAAAAGGUGCCCCUCUUCUACGACAAGAUGAUACUUCUAAACUGAAACACGACCAGGCGUCGUACUGGUCUUCAGGGCGUUCUUCAAGGCCAGGGUGGUGCUCCUCUGAGGCUUUCUGCGAUAGCAUAUUUUCAAGGACAAAGAAGAUCUUCAUGCUUGCGGAUGGUCGUAGUAAUAUUGGAGAACAAGAUGAAGAUCUUCUUCAUAUUUGUUCUGGAGCAGCUGCACGACCAGCAGGAGAACCACGACCACGCAACAUCGUGCCCAGAUGGCUUAUAGUAGCGGGUGUCUUGGUCAGUAGUUCUUUAUUGGUAAUGGAACUGUCGCGCUCCUCUUCGGCCAGCACAACGUAUAACUCCCCCAACGAUGAGCUCGUUGGUGUUGAAGAUCCAACUACAGUCCGAGUCCUUAGGAAUGAGAAAGCGUCUUCUUCUUCAAAGAGUAAGAGAAGAGAUGAACAAGAUCAACUACAUCAAAAGGACACCAGGACCAGAGGACGACUUUUACAUGAACUACAGCAGCAGCCGCAACAUGAUGAUGAAGAGUCUACGACUAACGAUUGGUGGUCCUCGUCUUCGAGAACUACUCCUGUUUACAUUCGUGGUGCGGCUCGUUCGCGGCAUCGUCACACGAAGAUGUUGUCGCCCAACAAAGAACAACAGCAGGGUUCGAGAACAACUCAGGCGUCAAGAACAACUUCUACAUCCUCCACAAUAUCAUCGACGGGCACUAGAAAGAGUCAGCGACGUCUUCGUGGGCGUGGUCAACGUGAUGAUCCGUCUGAAAAAGCGCCUCCACCUAAGAGUCGUGCAAAAAGACUCGAAAAACGAUCUGCUGGAGGAAGUGGUCUUUUCCAAUCUUCUAGUAGAUCUGGAACAGUUUCUCCGUCCAAAUUACGUGGUUCAAGGGCAACAUCGAAGGAGGAAAAAGCAUCUUCGAAGAGUGUUGCCUCUACCUCUACUACGACCUCUCGUGUUCUUUCUCGUCAUAGUACUACGACAACCGUUCUUGCAGUUGUGCGCACGACCACGACAACUGUGACCUCGCUGCAGUAUUAUCGCGAAGAAAUAGAGGUAGAAGACGUGGUAGCACAUCAGUCAACAACAAGAACAUCUUCUAGAUCUGCUACCAGAACUCUCAUGGAUCAACAACAUAGCAGUGGACCACGUCGUGGAAGAAGCACAUCAACAUCCAGAUCAAGAAGCAUCAAUGUAACUACCUUCAUGGAACAACGCGGCAGCGACGACGAGACCAAUGAGGAUGCUCCUUGGUGUAACUGCUAUGAGUUGUGGUACUUAUCUUCUCACGUCGCUUAACACGAUCAUUAUAUAAUUCUAAAACUCGUCUUGAUGUGGAGCUUGUUUUCCUAAUUUUCUAUUGCGGUCUCCAGCACCUCUUCUUAGAUGAAGCUCUAAUGUAUCGGUGGAGAGGGAGACGAUGAAGAAGGAGAAGGCCAAAUCAUCUACUUGUCUACAAAUUAUGGCCUUGUUUAAUCCAUCUUUUAGCCCAUCUUGUGUGGCCCGUGUAGUUCCUGUAGAAGAAACAUAGGAGAGCAAGCAUGUGAGGGAACAAGAAAAGAUGGAUUGUCGUGGGUUCUAAGGUAAGGGGAAGGGGGC